Molecule: messenger RNA, 2168 nt
Organism: Zingiber officinale
Lineage: Eukaryota; Viridiplantae; Streptophyta; Magnoliopsida; Zingiberales; Zingiberaceae
Product: long chain base biosynthesis protein 1b-like
Exons: 13
Coding region: 359-1810 (483 amino acids)
Biological process (GO): sphingosine biosynthetic process; ceramide biosynthetic process
Cellular component (GO): endoplasmic reticulum
Molecular function (GO): pyridoxal phosphate binding; serine C-palmitoyltransferase activity
Source: RefSeq, a predicted model, not a curated record
AUUUGAGGUGGGAUGGAGAUGAACGGAUCUUUGCUGGACCCUCUGCCUCAUCUUAAUCGUCGCCGAGCUCCCCGAAGACGACCAUUUCCCCCGAUCCUUCACACACGUUUGAAAUCGUGAAGAGAUCUCUUGUCUCGAUUUGGUCUCGAGCUAUUUAAAGCCGGGCAUUGGAGAUUUGAGCUCAGACGUCGACCUCUCUGCAUUUGGAUUAGGGUUAGAACACCGCAGAUUCAUAUAGGGCAGGAAGAAGAUUUGUCGUGGGUUGCGUCUGAUAAGCUUGAAUCUCGCAUCGUUUCAGGAGUUGUGUCCGUGAGUUUUCUGUAAUACUCUGCCUUCUUUCAAUUUCAAGGCGGAGGUUAUGGCCACGGCUGUAAUGAACAUGACCACGGCAGCGUUGGAUUGGGUAUCCAUAGCUUUUGAUGCUCCGCUUGCCCGAGCCGUUGUCUUUGGGGUUCACAUAGAUGGGCACCUAGUUGUUGAGGUGCUACUUAUAGCUGUCAUACUCUUCCAACUAACCAGAAAAAGUUACAAGCCUCCUAAGAAACCACUAACUGAAAAGGAAAUAGAUGAUCUUUGUGAAGAAUGGAUUCCUGAACCCCUUCAUCCACCUAUCACAGAGGAAAUGAAACUUGAGCCUCCAACCUUAGAAAGUGCUGCAGGGCCACAUACGGUAAUUGAUGGAAAGGAAGUUGUGAAUUUUGCAUCAGCAAAUUAUCUAGGACUUAUAGGCGAUGAUAAAAUAAUUGAUUCAUGUGUUGCCUCACUGGAAAAAUAUGGUGUUGGUUCUUGUGGUCCUCGUGGUUUCUAUGGAACAAUUGAUGUCCACCUUGAUUGUGAGACAAGAAUUGCAAAAUUCAUGGGUACCCCAGAUUCAAUCCUCUACUCUUAUGGCAUCUCAACCAUUUUUAGUGUUAUUCCAGCAUUUUGCAAGAAAGGAGACAUCAUUGUUGCAGAUGAGGGUGUUCAUUGGGGAGUGCAAAAUGGGCUUUAUCUCUCGAGAAGUACCGUUGUGUACUUCAAGCAUAAUGAUAUGACAUCACUAGAGAGUACUUUAGAGAAAUUGACUCGUGGAAAUAAGCAAGCAGAAAAGAUUAGACGCUAUAUUGUUGUUGAAGCACUCUACCAGAAUUCUGGUCAAAUCACCCCAUUGAAUGAAAUAGUGCGGCUAAAGGAGAAGUACCGAUUUCGGGUAAUAUUGGAAGAAAGCCAUUCCUUUGGUGUGCUUGGGAACACUGGCCGAGGCCUUGCUGAGCAUUAUGGAGUUCCAAUUGAGAAGAUAGAUAUAAUAACUGCCAGUAUGGGAAAUGCAUUAGCAACUGAUGGGGGGUUUUGCACUGGAACUGCCAGAGUAGUUGAUCACCAACGUUUGAGUAGCUCUGGAUAUGUCUUUUCUGCAUCUUUACCCCCCUAUCUUGCAAGUGCUGCCAUUGCUGCAGUGGAUCACUUAGAGGAUGAUCCAUCUCUCCUCACAACAUUGAGGAGCAAUAUCUCUCUGCUACGGGAAGGAUUAUCAGAUCUACCAGGUCUGACAAUCGCAAGCCAUCCAUUAUCGCCCAUUGUUUUCCUCAAGCUUAAAAAUCCAACAGGUUCAUUCAAGAAUGACUUGGAACUACUUAACAAAAUCACCGAAAGGGCACUGAAGGAAGAUUCUGUCUUCAUUGUUAGCACGAAAAGAUCGGUACUCGAUAAGUGUCGUCUUCCAGUUGGCAUUCGCGUGUUUGUUUCAGCAGGUCACACUGCAUCCGACAUCAAGAAAGUUUCUGACUCACUGCAGAGAGUUGCAGCCCUGGUUCUGGCUGAACAUAUUUAAACUCGAUUUGAAGCCAAUGUCAAAACAUUCACCGAGCAUAGGGUUGAAGCCUAAUUCUGUAGCUUCCGUAUGCUUUCUACUUCUUGUUCUUCCUCAGAGAAAGGUAGGAGAAAAUAGUAGGGCAUGGAUUGAAGGAUUUAUGUUUCAGAAUUAUUUUUUGUUUGCUGAUUGCAGUACUCUGCGACCAGAUUGUCGACUCAAUCCUUCUCCAGCAAUUGACCACAUGUAGAUAAAAAUAAAAAUGCUGAAUGGAUUGUUGAUUUUUGAUGUCUUAUUAUAGUUCUAUCAUGUAAUUCAACAGAUGAAAUGUUUUUAUUUGUUGCAUAUUAAAGCUUGCUUUUAGUUUUCUUCCACCAAA